This is a messenger RNA of Gracilinanus agilis (Agile Gracile Mouse Opossum), 9192 nucleotides long. It is a transcript of the gene HELZ2, whose product is annotated as helicase with zinc finger 2. The transcript has 20 exons. Gene Ontology annotation, molecular function: RNA binding; ATP hydrolysis activity; RNA nuclease activity. The record is from RefSeq and is a predicted model, not a curated record. Lineage: Eukaryota; Metazoa; Chordata; Mammalia; Didelphimorphia; Didelphidae. Bases 16 to 7839 code for a protein of 2607 amino acids.
CACAGUGAUGUGGAGAUGGCUGUGUGGGAAGCUGAAUCUAUGGGCUGCCUGACUCGCUCUGAGUUGCUUAAGCUUCCAGCCACAUUGGAAUCUGGAAUAGGGGCUGGGACCAGCAAGGAGGAUGGUGGUAGAAAUGGGAGUUCAUCGGCUCCACCUCAGAUCCAGCUGUACUGCCGUGCCUGCCUCGUGACCUGCAACUCCCAAGAGAGUUUUGAGAACCACUGCUCAUCCCUGGAGCACACACAGAUGGUGUCCUAUGACAAGGGGACCCUAUGGGAAUACAGAGCCCCACCUAUCGGGCUCCGCAAAUUCAAACUUUGCAGCAGGCCAGAUAUCUGUGAAUAUGGGAAUGGAUGUACCCAGGCACACUCUGUGGAAGAGCUGCAGGAGUGGAUCCUGCGGGCACAGGCAGCCCAGAUGAGAGAGGAAUCAGCCCGGCAGGACGGACUCCUCUCUUACCAGGACCGGCUUUUACAUGAAUAUCAGCACUGCAACAAUGAAAUGCUGGUGAUGUCUGAGUCUAUACAUGAUGUAACUGUACACUGUGACCAGCCCUUGCAAUGCCAGGUAGAGGACAAGAAAUCGCAAUGCAGAUGGAAAUUUAUCAUCCAAUCUAAGGACCCACUGCAGCAUGUGGCACUCCUCAAACGGCAGACGGGAGCAAUCUUUUCCUUAGUGAGUCCUGGGCUUCCACCAGGACAACUUUAUGCCCAUGGCUCAAGGUUCCUUAUGCAGGGUGCAGCGAUGAUGACCUUCCAAGUGGAGGUACUGGUGGAAUGUAUUGCCUUUGGCAGCUAUGAGCAGUGGGUAGCUUUUGACUUUGGAUGUCGGCCUGUCCUGGUACGGAAGCUACAUGUGCAAGUGGGCCAGAAGGAGACUGCUGGGAUCUCACCCACCUAUACCCAGGACCCUGAUUGUCUAAUGGAACUGAUCCGCUGGCACAGUGGAAAUCGUUGUGUGGUGCCCAGCAUGGCCAGGACAGAUGAGCAGAUGAGGUUGCUAGCCAAGUACAAAGUGAGCCCCCAGCAGCUGGAAUAUUACAUGUCAAUGGCUUCUGACCACAUUCCUAUAACUCCAGUCAACUAUCGGGACAGGAUGCAUCAAUUCUUAUAUGUGGAGGAGGAGGCUCAGCAGCAAUUGGUGGCCAAACUGAACCUUCAGGUGCAAGUCACACUGACUUCCAAGAUGCAGACCUUGGCGAUGGGCUUGAAAUGUGCAGCACCUGGGGAAUUGUAUGCCAGGGUUCCAAUUCCUUGUUCUCUGACACCAGACACAGACCAGGGCUAUUUGCUAAGUAGGGCUGUGAACACUGCUUACGUGGCACCUGUCCCUGCCCCUGACAACCAUGUGUAUGAGGUCCAGGUGGAAGUCAAGGCCACUUCAGAUCAAAAUGUGUGGCUUCUGCUGCCAGCCCACUGUUGCUCUGCCUUGGGACUUAAGGAUGAAGACACAAAACUUAUGGAAAUCCAGUUUCAAAUUGACAGGACUGUAUUUGGGAUGUGGCACCAAGCCAUCGAUGCACUUCGGGAUGACAAACUGGUAACACCUAACAUGUCUGCCUGUUCUCUGCCUUCUUUGAGGCCACCUCCCCAGGAACUCCGUGGUAAUCCAAAACAGAAGCAGGCCAUCUCGUUUAUCACAGGCACAGCCAGUCCUCUGAGCCGAGUGCCUCCACUGCUCAUUUAUGGCCCAUUUGGGACAGGCAAGACAUACACACUAGCCAUGGCCACGCUAGAAGUUAUGAAACAGCCAAACACCAAGGUGUUGAUCUGCACCCACACCAACAGUGCUGCUGACAUCUACAUCCGAGAGUACUUUCAUGCCUAUGUCACAGCUGGACACCCUGAGGCUGUGCCACUGAGGGUCAAAAGCACUGAGAGCUUCCUUAACCAGACAGACUCAACUACACUGCAGUAUUGCUGCCUCACAGACGAUAGACGCUUCUUCCGUGACCCAACUCAGGCAGAACUUAAACAACACCGUAUUAUAAUCACCACCACCACUUUGUCUCGUUCCCUGGAUGUGCCACCUGGUUUUUUUUCCCAUAUUCUUAUUGAUGAGGCUGCUCAGAUGUUAGAGUGUGAAGCCAUAAUUCCACUAGCCUAUGCCACUCGGAACACACGCAUUGUCCUGGCUGGGGACCACAUGCAAAUCACCCCCAAACUCUUCAGUGUGGGGGAUAGGAAAUCUGCAGACCAUACACUGCUCAAUCGUCUAUUCCAGUACUAUCAGCGGGAGACUCACGAAUUGGCUUCCCAGAGCAGGGUCAUCUUCCACGAAAACUAUCGUUCCACGAAAGCCAUCAUUUCCUUUGUUUCUAGGAAUUUCUAUGUGGCUAAGGGCAACCCUAUUCAGGCUAGUGGACAGAUCCCUGGCCACCCAGAGAAGUAUCCACUCAUGUUUUGCCAUGUGGCUGGUACUCCUGAGAGAGAUAUAACAAUGACAUCGUGGUUCAACAGGGCUGAAAUAGUGGAGGUCAUUGAGAAGGUGCAAGAAUUCUACAGUAUCUGGGCCUACCAAUGGAACAGCCCUGACCUGAAGCAAAUUUGUGUUGUGUCCCAUGGUUCUCAGGUAAAAACACUGAGACAGGAACUGAGGAAGAAACAACUAGGAGAAGUGGCAGUGGAGAAUUUUGAAAAUCUGCCAGGUCGUGAAUUCCGAGUGAUUAUCCUCAGCACUGUACACACGCGGGACAGCCUACUCAGCAGUUCAGUCCCCCACCUGGAAUUCUUCAGUGAGGCCCGAGUACUGAACACAGUGAUGACCAGGGCUCAGUCACAGGUGGUUGCUGUGGGGGAUGCUGUGGCUCUGUGUUCCUUUGGACACUGCAGUAAGGUAUGGAAGCACUUCAUUCAAGAGUGUGUGGAGAUGGGCAGUGUCUCUCCUGUGGACCUCACGAUGGAACAGAUCAAGCAAGAUGUGGUACAUAGGCAGCGCUGGGCCCGGCAAAAUGGACUGCAUCCUGUGAAGAUAGCCAUGGAGGACUUCUUAGAAGAGGAGGACAACGACAAUGAUUCUGCCUCAUGGGUGUCUGAUGCUGAACUCAAUGCUGAUGAUCCCAUUCUUCAAGAGUUACUGGAUGAGAGCAAGAAUGUGGCAGUGACAGUAACUGAGGAUGGGCUGCUAAAUGUGACAUCAGGUGCUCGGACCCACCAUCAGGGACAACAGUAUUUAAGCUUUCCUGUGCCAGUGUUGCAGAAAUAUCUACGCAUGCAGCCCAAGAUAUAUAGAAAAUGUGAACUGAUAAAGGAGGCCUUUGAAAAAGCCUCUGCCUUCACCAUAGAUGAUUCUCCACCUCUCAUUAUUCAAAUCAGAGGACGUACCAAUUGCGGUAUGGCCUUUACAGGUGACCAAGUUCUAGUGGAAAUCUUGACCCCAGGAUUGGAGGAACAGGGAUACUCCUGGCGUCCCAUGGGCCGAGUGGUAGGUGUACUGGAAAGGGGUGACCGUGAACUCAUUUUCAUAUGCAAGAUGGAUGAGUUUGACCCCCGAGUAAUGAUUCCCAUUGACCCUUCAGUCACCAAGAUCUUUGUCCCAGAGCUAAAAGAUAAGCCCAACACUAUUCCUAUCCGCCGUUUACAACGAGGACACAUUAAACUUAUUAGCUAUGAGAAGAUAACAGAGGAGACCAAGCGCAACCAACUCUUUCGUGUACAGAUCAUCUCCUGGAAAGAGAGGUUCUAUUAUCCAUUAGGUAUCAUACUUGAGAUCCUUCCCUUGCCUUUGACCUUAGAACAAGGCUUAAAGAUUCUGGACAUGGAAUAUUCUUUGAGUGCCAAUGGAAGAUAUCCCACGCCAGUCAUUAAGGAGGUGAACCAGCACAAUUGCAGUAAACUUAGCCGUCGGGGACAGUGGAAGGACUGCCGGGAUUAUUUGACCUUUACUGUGGACCCUCAGGGUUCUCGGGAUCUAGAUGAUGCUAUCAGUGUCCGGGACCUGGGAGCCCAGUAUGAGAUAGCUGUCCACAUAUCUGAUGUAGCCAGCUUCAUGCCAAAGGAUGGGGCCCUUGACCGUGAAGCUAGGAAGCGAGGUGCUACAUACUAUGCUCCUGGAAAGGAUCCUGUGGCCAUGCUCCCAUCCAGGCUCAGCCAGGACCUGUUCAGUCUCCUUCCUCACCAGGAACGUCGAACUAUCUCCUUGAUCCUUACAGUGGAGAAGGAAGGUGACCAAGUAGUGAAAUGGCAUAUCACUCCAUCUAUGAUACGCUCUGAUCUUCAGCUGACUUAUGAGGAAGCUGAGGUUAUCAUUAAAAGUCACCCUGGUGGUGGGGCUUGGCUGCCUCUCCGGCUGGGCACUGUAGAAGGCUGUGUUGUGGCUGCUUACCACUUUUCCCAAGUCCUUCGCAGAGGCCGCCUUCAGGGAGAUUGCUACUAUGACCAACCAGAUGAAGAUAGCCCUCUUGGCUCGCGUAGCUCCCACCAGAUGGUUGAGGAACUUAUGAUCCUAUUCAAUAGCUAUGUAGCUAAGUUCCUGGUACACAAGGAUAGCACAAAGUUGAUCACUCCUUUGAGGUGCCAGGCUGAGCCCAAUCCUCAGCAAGUAGCCCAACUAAAGGAAAAGUACCGUCACUUGCUCCCUGUGUCCCUCCAUCUCUCUUACCGUCUCUGUGGCCAGCCCUACAAUGCUUCCCAAGUAACCAACUCAGUAUGCAACCUCUCCAUCCUGCGUCCACUUUGGGAUCACCUGUGUCAGGCUGCUGACAGCAAGGACUAUAACAAGAUGGUGGACCUCAUUGCCACAGAUGACAUUCACCCCACUCUGGCCCCAGCUGGACUGGAGUUCCGAAAGCUACUCAGCCGUUCCUACUUUAGCCGUUCGAACUCUACUAGCCUGUCCAGGGCUGGGCACUACUCAUUGCAGGUCGACUGGUAUACUUGGGCAUCUUCCCCCAUUAGGCGUUACAUUGAUGUGGUUCUUCAAAGGCAGCUCCAUGCUGCCAUGGGCCAGGGUCAGCCUGGCUAUUCCCCCGAAGACAUUGACUUGCUGUGCCAUGACUUCAAUCGGAAGAAUGGGCGUGCCCAGGCUUAUGAGCGUAAGGCCCACUGCCUUCAUCUGGCCACCCAGCUCAAAGCCCAGCUGCUAACAAAAUUGUGCUUUGUGGUGAAUGUGGAAUCCGCAAAUCGUUUUUUUAAGGUGAUUUUCCCCAUGAACCGGGAUACCCUGCCUGACCCCCACCUUGUCAAUUAUCGUGCACUGCAGUUGAUAGAGCAGCCUUCCUUUAUCCCUGAGCGCCAGAAUAUAAAGCUGGUAUGGAAGAAGCGAAUGUAUUCUCUGGAUAAGGGCAAAGCAUGGAUUCCAUCCCCUAAAACUCUGGUGGGCACACAUGUUAUGCCAAUAAGUAGUAGCAUCUGGCAGGACCUGCUGCUGGCCAUCCAGAACCAGAACUUUCAGAAGGCAGCAGCCCUGCUGCUAAGAUCUAGAGGGGCUGCCCAGACCUCCUACCAACGGCCCCUAGGCCAGAUGUCUCGAAGCAAGUGUUCCCAUUAUGUAGAAGUGGUACUAGAGCUAAGUACUGGGGAUGCCUUGCAGAUGCAGCUGACCACUGAUGUCCAGAGGGGCUUCCUUGUGCCCUCCAUCCAGAUGUGGAUGUUGACCCCAAGUUUUGCUAUUUGCCUGGAGCAUGCUGAGAAACCCAUUGACUGCUUUUCCCGCUAUGCUUCACAGGCGACCAAGGAUGUAUACUCUGACCCACAGGACUAUUCCAGGGUAUGGAAACCACUCUCUGCCAUGGAAUCUGCUUCUAGUGCUGUGGCUGAGAAUGAUUCUAUCCUCUUGUAUGGUGUUCCUAUUACCUGGGAUAGAGAGCGGGACAGUCAGGGACAGAUGCAAGGGACCUUCCACUUAACCUAUACCUUCCUCAAGGAAUGUGCAAUUGAUAUCAACUUUAGCUUCUGCUACCUGUGCAUCCGAAUGGAGAACCUAAAACUCCAGGGGCCUGCAGUAGACCCUCCUAUGGUCAAUACUCUUGAUUCUUGUUUGAAUGUGGACCCUGACACCUAUACCUGGGUGGCUCAUGGGCUAACAGAUGAAAUGGAUCAGGAUGUCAAAAAAGUUGAUCGAAGAGAAGAUCGGAAAACAAUCCAUUUUUUCCUCCACCACGUAUCCAUGGAGAGCAUCCCUGUGGAGGUCACCAGAAAGGGAGCUUGCUUCACCAUUGAGGUGAUCCCAAAGCUGCUGCCAGAUAUCCGGAAAGAGAAAGCCAUCUGGAAACUGCAAUAUGCCUCACCACUUAUCACCAGCAUUGCCUUAGGCCAGCCCAUCAAAGAAGGGUCCUACAAAACUAUAAAGUCCAGUAUCUUGAAGCGUCGGACCUUUGACAUCCCACAAGGAAAAUUCAGACUCAAUAAGAGUCAGAAUAGUGCUGUGCUAGAGGCCCUUCAAAAGCCUUUCACUCUUAUUCAAGGGCCACCAGGUACUGGGAAGACAGUGGUUGGGGUCCAUAUUGUAUACUGGUUCAAUAAGUUAAAUCAGGAGAAGUCUGAGACUGACCCACUGCCCUUGACAGGGGAUAGCAAAGACAGAGGGGACAAGUGCAUCCUAUAUUGUGGGCCAUCCAACAAAUCCGUUGAUGUUGUUUCAGAAAUCCUGCUUCAGUGGAAGGAGGAGCUCAAGCCUUUGCAGGUAUACAGUGAACAGAUGGAGGCCAUGGAAUUCCCUGUACCAGGGAGCUAUAGAAUGUUUCGUAAAAAUAUUCGAGAAGGGAAGCCAAAACCUGAACUCAGAGACAUCAUUCUCCAUCAUCGUAUCCGGAUGCCGUCCAACCCAUUCUUUCGCAAGAUUUUGGAAUUUGAUGCCAGAGUGAGGAAGGGGGAUCAGUUCUCAGAAGAUGAGAUUGAACAAUAUAAGUCUAUCACCACGAUGGCCCGGACGGUUGAGCUAAAAAACCAUGGUGUCAUCCUCUGUACCUGCUCCUGUGCUGCCUCCUCCAUCCUCGUGAAGCACCUCAACGUCAAACAGAUUCUCAUUGACGAAGCUGGCAUGUCCACAGAACCUGAAAGCCUCAUCCCCCUUGUUAACUUUCCCCAGGCUGAGAAGGUGGUGUUGCUAGGGGACCACAAACAGCUUCAACCCUUUGUAAAGAAUGAUCACUGUCAAAACCUGGGCUUAGAGAAGUCCCUCUUUGAGCGCUACCAUGGUCAAGCCUGGAUGCUGGAUACACAGUACCGAAUGCACAAUGAUAUCUGCAGAUUCCCUUCCAAAGAAUUUUAUGACAACAAAUUAAAGACUAGUUUGGAACUAAAGAGAAUGCCAAGUGUCUUCUGCCACCCAGACCAAGUAAGCUGCCCCAUUAUCUUUGGCUAUGUCCAAGGAGUGGAGGAGAGCCUUUUGGUCUCUACAGAUGAAGGAAAUGAAAACUCCAGGGCCAACCGGGAUGAAGUAGAGCACGUGGUUCGAAUAGCAAACCAGCUGACCUUGGAUAGGACCAUCAAGCCCAAGGACAUUGCAAUCCUCAGCCCCUACAAUGCCCAGGUGUCAGAAAUCAACAAGAGGCUGUUAAAGGAGGGAAUUACUGGAGUGACUGUCUCCUCCAUCAAGAAGAGUCAAGGAAGCGAGUGGCGAUAUGUUAUACUAAGUACAGUCCGCUCCUGCCCCCCUGGUGAAAUUGAUGGGAGGCCCACCAAAAGCUGGUUGAAGAAACACCUAGGCUUUGUCAGUGACCCACAUCAGGUCAAUGUGGGGAUUACUCGGGCUCAAGAGGGGCUCUGCAUCAUUGGAAAUCACUACCUCUUGAGUUGCUGUCCAAUGUGGCAGCGACUCAUUGAUUUCUACACAAAGAAGGGAUGCUGUGUCAUGGCUUCCUCAGUGCACGUCCGUCAGAGGCCUGCUGUCCGCCACUGAGACAUAGCCCUCGUUGGCCUUUUCUCUUGGGUCACAAGGCUUGUUUGUGCACUCAGAGGUGGAGAAUCAAUAAGGCCACCCCUUUCUCCCUGUCCCCCUGAUGGCUUUGAAAUCUCUUUGAGACUUUUUCCUCUCCGACACCAGGAAUGUCCAGCAUCUUGUACUUUAUUUUACAAAAUGCCAAUGAGAAAACAAAAUUGACCAAAAAUCCUCCCCUUUUUUCUGUCCCCUUUUCCCAGCCAAGGAAGCCUCAUUUAGUGCAUCCCCAUGUGCCUUUUGUGACUGCAGCCAGUGGGGACUGAUGGAAUCUGGGGGGCUGCCUCUGAUGUCUAGCUUACAUGGACUCAAUAGACCAAAGCAGACAAGGACCAAGCCUUCAGAAAGAACCAGCAAUAACAUGAUCCUUUAGAAAAUCUCUCUCCUUUCCUACCUGUUUCCUGCCUCAGAGGGAAGGAGGAAACUCUUCUGAUUUGAAUGGAAUAACCAUUUGGCUUUUUAAUCUUAGAGAAAAAUGAUAAGGAGCAGGUUGAAGAGGAACCCAGACUCUUCUUGCCCUAUUUUAAGUGCUCUUAGUAAGAGUGUUCUGGCCAGAUUGUUGACCAAGAAGCCUCCAGGUGCAGUGUAUCCUCUUCUCUGUUCUUGCAGAGUGAGAGGUUUAGGGAGGCCCAAGGGAUUUUUGCUAUAAACCCAACUCUGGAGUUCAUCCUUGGUGCUGUGCUGAGAAGAUUCUGGGUGAAGCAAGAGAACCCUUAGCGAAGCUGCUUAAAAAACAAAACAAAACAAAACAACUUAUUAUUCCUGGACUCUUUUUAAAAUCGGAUUGUUGAUCUGUGGCCACGAUUUUGCUUGUCAAUGUUGUACAUUGGAUAUGGUCUUUUUUUGUUGUUGUUUUUAAAGUAGCCAAUCAGCAUUGGCUAGAACCGGGAGCAUGGGAAGGAUUCUGGCAUCCAGGUAGAAGGGUGAGGUCAUAGCAAGGAAACUGACUGACCAAGGUGACCUUCCCCAGCUUUCUGGAAGGGAUGGGCAUUUAUCCUGUAGCAUACCACUGCCCCUGGUCUAAUAAGUGACUAUAACUUGUAUGUCUUGGUGAACUUGGGACUGCUUCUACAACACCCUGGCCUGAGGUUUGGUGUUGGGCAGCAGCAUAAAACCAAAUUUGAACCAACAAAUCAUUGUUUGCACUAGCUAUUUUGGGAGAAGCUCCUGUUGUAAUGUGAAGGGAGGAGUCGUGCAAUAAUGCUGUCUCUGUCAGGUAGGGGGUGCAAGGCCAAGUAAGCCUGAGUUCUGCCGAGGAGGGCUGCCUGGAGCAGAUCCAGCCCAAGUACCCCAUGCCCGAUUACAGUAAGGCUAGAA